This is a messenger RNA of Puccinia graminis f. sp. tritici CRL 75-36-700-3, 1306 nucleotides long. RefSeq lists its product as uncharacterized. The annotation marks the transcript as partial. The transcript is spliced from 4 exons. The record is from RefSeq and is a predicted model, not a curated record. Lineage: Eukaryota; Fungi; Basidiomycota; Pucciniomycetes; Pucciniales; Pucciniaceae.
AUGGAUCCAAAUACUACCGUCCAUUCUCACUUGUUCGGAUCUGAAAAACCAACUUCUCCUCUUCAUCAUAACCCUCCUUCUGGGAAUCCUACCGGACAUGGAUUCGAAUCGAUAUUCGGUCAGAUCAUGAAACAUCUCAAUGCUCUCGAGUCUAAUCAUCAUCUCCUCCUUAAAUAUGCCAAGGAUCAGGUGCUUGGUCUUGGCAAUUCUUCACUAAAAGUUCAGUCUGAUCUCGUCAAACUUGAGAAAAUUAACACAACUCCUGAACCAUCGGAUCAAGAGUUUGGACUCCUUGAUCACAUUUAUCAAGCGCAUCGGGCUGGUCCAAUUCCUGAGCAUCAUUGCGAUCCUGAUCUUCUUCAGCAUGACCCGAAUUCAACAUGGAAGCAGUCCUACAAACGAUGCGGGAAUAGUGGCGAGGAGGUGUUUACGACAACGGACGAGAGAUUCAGUAUCGUCGGCAACAACGGCCGCCAAGAACGAGCUCUUCCUCGUCUCCUCCCUCCAUCGCAAGCUUGCCCACCACUCUUCUCCCUGACUGCCGUCGCUCAAACUCGGCUUGAGGAGGCCAGACUCGCCGCUCAGACGAGCCGCUUCCCUCUCCCAUCACCAUCAGAAACAACUCAGCGAGAGUCUCAAUGGACCGGCCGUGCCCGCACCUGCUCACCUUUAUCCCUCGUACACGCCCUCCAUCAGUUCGCGUGUAUGAACUCAUCUGAUGAUCAGGCUAAUGUGGCGAUCAUCCCCAAGAUUCAAGACUACCUCGAGAAAGCCUGCUCGAUCGUCUGUUGUAUCAUCACCAAAAGGUCGACUUUGUUAUAUUCUGCUAGCAAGAAACUUCAGGCAAUUUCUGACCCACGAACUUACACAACAAUCGAAAACCUUGCUCAGCGGGUAAUUCGGACAUGUCUUGCGAUCAAGAACCAAGCGAUCUCCAAGCCGUCUGAAAGCUUGAUGAACCUCGGCCGGUUUAGUGAUGACUUAUUGGUCCGACUGAUGUCUCAUUACUCAACGCUUCCAGAUAUACGUGAUCUUCAAUCCCCUGGUUAUUGUGAUGCAGUUAUAUCAACUCUAUGUCUCGCCCCCAAAGCGGAUCAAUACCUCCGUUCGAUUGAUGAUUGGAUGGUCUUAUUGACCGUCGGUUUGAUCCUCAAAAUCCAAGCCAAGGAGGGCAAGACGAUCCUGUCAAUUCAACCAGACCCGUCUUCUUCUUCUUCUGAAAAUCAUCAUCAGGUCAUCCUUGAGCCGUUUAUGGACCAAUUUGCAUCAGCUUUGAAGAAUAACAGCCACUUGGCUGCCAUUCCAA